AUGGCCGAGGUCGGCGCGCGGCUCCGCAGCGGCGCGCUCCGGGGUCUGUUCUACCACAACUUCGUCGAGGGUCCGCAGUUCGUGCCCGGCCUCCCCACGACGGCCACGUCGCUGUCGCUGGUGCCCGCGGCGGGCCGCCUGCUCGCCUACGACCAGCACGUCGGGCCCAAGGGCUGGCUCGGCGACGUCGGCAAGGCGGGCGCGUUCUACGCGCGGUCGCACGUGACGCACCCCGUGGUUGACAGCCUGAAACUUAUGUGGACAGACGCCCACGACAACGCGGUCGUCGUGGGGUACUCCUACGGCGCCGGCAACGUGGUCGUGGACACGUCGUUCCUCAGCCUCGCCCUCGAGGGCUCGCGGCUGGCCGACGACGGGCGCGCGGGGCCAGCCACGGAGGCCGCGUGGGUCAACGUCCUCGAUUGGCUGGUCUCCGCGGAGCCGGAGCGGGAGCACAGGUGCCCCGCGGUCGUUGCGAGCGAGCAGGUGGUGCGGGCGAGCGGCGACGGCGCGUUCGUGCGGGUCGCGCUCACGCCUGACAGCACACAGGUGCCGGGGAGCGAGCACUGGCCGCUGUCGAUCACCACGUGCUCGUCGAGCGAGGGCCCGACGAGCGGGAACGCGGAGGACGACGACUGCCGGCUGGAGCAUGGCGCCGCGGAGGUGCGCACGGCGCGGGAGGAGGGGGGUCCGGGCCGGUUGUACCAAUUGGCAUGGAUCAUGGAGAUCCCCGGGGGGGGUCACUGCGAGGGGUGGAUUUGGGUGUGCGUGGCGCGGACGGACCCCGACGACAGCGCGGACGCUGCGGCGGUGCCGGGCGAGCCGGUGUGCCCCGACCAGGCCGACCCGGAGAUCCUGUGGCGGGAAGUUGCGACGGCGGAACACCACCACGGGCACGACCACGACGACGACGCGUAG
Messenger RNA from Pedinophyceae sp. YPF-701, 918 nucleotides. NCBI's taxonomy places the organism in Eukaryota, Viridiplantae, Chlorophyta, Pedinophyceae. The record is from the annotation of a GenBank genome assembly.